Molecule: messenger RNA, 2423 nt
Organism: Polyodon spathula (Mississippi paddlefish)
Lineage: Eukaryota; Metazoa; Chordata; Actinopteri; Acipenseriformes; Polyodontidae
Product: arginase, non-hepatic 1-like
Exons: 8
Coding region: 125-1204 (359 amino acids)
Cellular component (GO): cytoplasm; mitochondrion
Molecular function (GO): arginase activity; manganese ion binding
Source: RefSeq, a predicted model, not a curated record
UCGUCGCGGGGAUAUCUUCGCAGUCGCAGGCAUGAGAAGAAGUGGAAAGACGGAACAGCCAAUUCUUUUUAAAGAACUUUGUUUUGAAUAAAACGAGUUUAGAGGUGGUUACUGUCUGUUUAAAAUGUCUGUAAAGAUGGCUCUCAGAGGUUCAUUCCUUCGUCUCUUCAAAAGACAGCUGGAAUCGCCUGUACAAGAAAAGAAGUAUGCCCAUUCUGUGGCGAUUAUCGGGGCUCCGUUCUCGAAAGGACAGAAGAGGAGAGGAGUCGAACACGGACCCAGGGCCGUGAGGGAUGCUGGGUUGUUCCACAGGCUGUCUUCACUGGGUUGUAAGGUGUAUGAUUUGGGAGAUCUGAAUUUCACCCACCUGGCCAACGACGACACCUACAAACGCAUCCCCUUCCCACGCACGGUGGGACUCGCCAGUAAAGUGCUGGCGGACGCGGUGAGCAGCGCAGUGGGAGCGGGGCACACCUGUAUCACACUGGGAGGGGAUCACAGUUUAGGGAUCGGCUCUGUCCAGGGCCACUCCCGGCAUUGUCCGGACCUGUGUCUGAUCUGGGUGGACGCGCACUCUGACAUCAACACCCCCCUCACCUCCCCCUCGGGGAACCUACACGGCCAGUCUGUGUCCUUUCUGCUUAAGGAGCUGCAGGACAAGGUUCCUGCCGUCCCUGGCUUUUCCUGGGUCUCGCCCCGCCUCUCCUCUUCAGAUAUCGUGUACAUCGGACUCAGAGAUGUGGAUCCUGGCGAGCACCAAAUUCUGAAGACCUGUGGAAUAAAGCACUUCUCAAUGAGAGAAAUAGACAGAGUGGGGAUUCAGAGAGUAAUGGAAAUGACCUUCGACCAUCUGCUAGAAAGAAAGCAAAAACCAAUCCAUCUCAGCUUUGACAUUGAUGCGUUUGACCCCUCUCUGGCCCCUGCUACUGGAACUCCAGUGAUGGGAGGAUUGACAUACAGAGAAGGCAUCUACAUCAGCGAAGAGAUUCACAACACAGGUCUGCUAUCUGCCAUGGAUAUGGUGGAAGUGAACCCCACACUGGGAGCCACGCGGGAGGCAGUGGAAGCGACGGCCAGCCUGGCUGUGGACGUGAUUGCUGCAUCUCUGGGUCAGACGAGAGAGGGAGCGCAUAUCUCUAUGGACAAGCUGCCAUCUGCCAGCACCACCUACGAAUCAGAUGUGGAACAGGAACUUAGACUCUGAGACUCCUCUCUUCCUCUCUGACCGUUGCCCAGCACCAUGUACAAAUUGGACAACGUCCAGAAAAUCCAACUAAAGACUUCUCUCUUUCUCUCUCGCUGCAAGCACGUGCAUUUCCCAGCUGUCCAGGGGGCACUUACUGACUGAAUACUAAAAUUGCUCUGGCAGCUUCUAAUCCACAAAAAAAGAACUUUGUAAGUGCACUGCACAUUACACAUAACGUAUUGCUAGUUUUUAAGGUCUAUAUACAGUCAAUUCUCAUUAAUACGAAUUUCAACUGACCAGCAAAAAAUAUAUAUCUUAUCAGUAGUUUGUAAUAUCAGGAAUUUAAAGCCAAAAGCAUCCCUACAGGUCUUACUGAAGUUACAGCAACACAAAUCAAAUUUAAAUUAAAAAACAAUGAAAAGUAUUCUACAUUUCAAAGUACUGUACGUUUUUGUUGAAAAUACGGUUGUAAGAACUUUAAGAGUAUACAUUGCAAAUGAAGUGCACCUGAAACCAACCUGUCCCGUUCUGAUCACAGGCAUUUUUAAACCACAAAAGCAAGGUAUAACUAUUAUAAGCCUGUGUUAUUCUAUCCCGCCCCUUUUUUUUUUUUUUUGAAUACUUGAUAAAGUGUUCAUGGGAAAGUUGAAAUCUGCAGCAACAUCUUUUUGUUUCUUGUUUGGUGGUGCAUUAUCCACCGUUUUCAACACCUUUAGUGUUUGUGGGAGCACUAUGGCAACUCGAAAUGCAUCCUAGGAUCUGUAGUUUCAAACGGCACUAAUAUGCAGUACAGGGGUACUAAUGUGGGCACGUUAAUACAUUUCCCAAUAUCCUUUCCAUUCAGCUGUUCGAACAAGGGAGUUUUUGGUUUAUUUUCUUCUGGAGGGAUCCAAAAUAAAUUUGCAAUAACAAGAAAUUCAUGUUAAAUUAAUUUGUAUUAUAAGAAGUCAUUUACAAUAACUUUUUGCCUGGAAAUUUGUCUAAUCUUGAGUUCUUUUUAACGAGAAUUCACUGUAUACCGAGUUGAUAUUUUAGAUAUAAUAAUACGUUUAGAAAAACAUUUAGGGUUAAAUUAACAAGCUCUGUACGAAUGGCUUUGAAAUGUUAGGCUUCUAAAUAAUUUUGAGUUUGUUUCUGUUUUUUAAGUUACUUUAAAUAUUUGAUUGUUUUGGUUUUAUUAUAGGUACUAAAUCAUGUGUAUGAUGCAGUGUAAUAAAUACAAGCUGUAUGGACUAAG